Messenger RNA from Vitrella brassicaformis, 1994 nucleotides. NCBI's taxonomy places the organism in Eukaryota, Vitrellaceae. The record is from the annotation of a GenBank genome assembly.
CACAGAAUGGAUUACUGUCGAAUGGCCGGUCGGUCCGUCAGGCAGCCCCCCACAAACCAAUCAGCGAAGCCAGCCGGUCAUUCAUCCAUCCAUCCAUCCACUCAGCAAGGGAUGCAUACCACACCACGUCUGCGCUGCCAUGACAGAAUCGAUGGGUGGGUGGGCCCUGCGGGCCCUAACAGUCUAGACUCUCGCACACAACACACUCACGCAUGUAUGUAUCUCUCGUAUACACAGACGCGGGGACGGAUGCACUCGCUGCACUUGGCCCAACCAGUCUCAACGCAUGACUACUAGGCGAGCACGCAGGACUCAUAUGUUGGGAUCAUGUACUUGAUGUUGAUGAAUGCAUCCUGACUCACAGACAGACACACAGACAGACACACAGACAGACACACAGAUAGACACACAGAAAGAAAGACGCACCAUCCACUCGGAAUUACACCAUAAUAAUGCUGACCUCUCCUCCGUGAAUUUCGAAGAGCUCCAGGGUCUCCUCAAUCAACUCGCCCAGGUUGGCCCUGAAAGACACACACAGACAGAGGGCCCCAGAGAGACAGACAGGAAAAUUGUCGUGGGUAGCUUGGUGUCUCUUUCUGUCUGUGUGUGACCUCUUUCGUUGUCCGUAGUCCAUUUGGUCUCCCGUGGAUGUCUUUCGGUUUUUGUAGAGGUUGAAUACGGGCAGAAUCUGCCGGUAGUACGGCACCAACGCCUCACCCACCAUCUCACCUGUACCAAGCCGCCGUGGUUGGGUCUCGGUGUCCAUAGGGCGGGCCUGUCUUGUGGUGUGCUAACCUGAAAGGACGAGAGCCUGCAGCACCUUGAGCAUCGUGCACAUGAUAUCGUGGUCGCGUGUGUUCAGCGCAGCUAAAGGCAGGCAGGCGCGCGAGAGAGGGAGAGAGGGCCCCCCACAAGCGGGGGACAGCGAGACAUAUAUCCGAUGCCGAAGGUUGUGGGUGUGUGUCUCCCUCCCCUACUUUUGAUUGGGAUGAUGAGUUGUGGGACGACCGGCAAUAUCUUGCUCCCUCCUGCCUCCAACAGAUCAAACACCUUCACACGCAACCGAAACACCACACAGCGAGACACCGACCGAUGGAUGCACAGAGUGAGAACACAUAAGUGGCCAUGCCCGCAGGUCUGUCUGUGUAUGUGUGUGUGUGUGUCUCUGUGCAUCUCUGUGGCCAAUUGCAUGGCGUGGCAUGACUCACGCCCUGGACGGCGAGGAAUCUGUAGGGGUCUUCCUUCUCGCGAAGUCCGUCGAAAAAGAUGGGGAGGUAGUGGUGGUAGUCGAGCUGCUCUGGCUUCACCUUCCACGCUAUCUUGUUGCCGGUGCCGCCAUGAAACACGUUGAUCGGCAAAUCGCCACGGUCAUAAAAGCUGACGACAUGACACAGGACGACGACAUACCACGCACUCCCUUCCUCCCUGUGCCUGCCUGCUUCUCUGUAUGUGUGUGUAUGUGUACCGUCUGAACUCCGAUGGAGGGAUUGGCCGUUUCGAGUACGCCCCAGCCUUGGGGGGCGGCGCCAGGUCAGCCCGUUUGGCCUUCAUGGUCGAGGUCGUGAUGCCGCCCGUCCCAACCCCCUUCUUGAGGUAGUCUCGCCGGGGGCUCGGCGGCGCAGUUGUGGCCUUGCCAGUCACAACCAAUGGGCCGGGCGUGACUGUCUGUGCCGACAGGGUGUGGGGAUCCUUCUUAGGCUUGAAAUCGGGCGGGAAGUCGCCGAAGGGCGAGUCGGGGUUCUUGGGGAGGCGCCCAGAGGCCUUCUCCUUGCGGUGCCAGUCGGGGUCUGUCAGCUUCUUGAUCCCAUCAGACAGGAUGAGUGUGGCGGCGGCAGAUAUCGUGCGUGACUGCAUGGUCAGGGGGAGGGAAGGACGGUCUACCAGAUGUCCGCUGGAGCUUCUCUCUUCGCCGUCAAGGCGUCAGCAGGCCGACUUGAUCCGUAGCUUGAGCGGGCCACUGGGAAAGUUCCCCUCCUCGGGAAUCGCACUUCUUG